GGAAAGCGUCGUUUAUGCGAGUACGCCACUAGAUGAUUUUAUGAAAGAGCAGGGCAUAGAACAUGAAUCUAUAGUCGAGGAUACAAAUGUAAAUACUGAGGAAUCAUCUGAUAUUAUAUCUCUCCCAGGUAGCUGGGAAAUAAGCAGCUUUAAUAUACAAUUCCUCUUUGUCUCCUCUCAUUUGCUCUCUAAUGACCCAGUCAAUAUCCCGUAUCCGGAGAAUUACCUCAGGUGGCACUAUAUACAGUUAUUUAUAAUCACAUUCACGUUGGCUACUGAUAGGAUUCUCACUCUCAUCGUUAUACUAGUUGUAUCUUCCAUUGGAACACUCGUAAAGUCGAGCAAGAAGGCAGAAUCAUUGAGUUAUCUAGCAAUUAUACACGAUCUGUUUGUUGACAAUGACAAAAUCAACUACACGAUUCUCUCGCAAGUGGGUGUGAGCAUUGGGUGUAAAACGCGUCUAUAUGAUUGUCUCAUUGAUUUACAAGGGAUGUACAUGAGUAUGAGCGAUACACUCGGCAAGCUUAGUGAAGACCAAGAACUCAAGGCCUUGAAAGCAAUGUAUGCACGCCAUGAAGAUGGUAAAGACCGUCGAAGUCAUACUUCGCAAGUAUUCCCAGGAAACGAAAGGAAAUUGGAUCUAGAAAUAGAACUUGAGACGCCACGUACGUCACCCACUAUCACUUACAUUCAGUCCCCCGUGAAUAAGGCUUUCAACAUAGGAAGGGAUGACACUAAUCGUAGGGCAUCUCGUCAAAGAGCGAAAUCACAUGCACAUCCACCACCAUUGAGACCACCACAAAGUGUUCGUCAAAGAGCCGUUUCACAACAACACCUGCGUGUGGAUUCUGAGAGGAAUCCUCCCCUUUUGAUGUCCAAUAGCUUUGGUACACCUAUUGGACAUAUAUCACCGGCACCAUCAAGAAAGAGCAGCUUGGUAGAUAAACAGCAGUUUGUGAAGCCAAUUGAGGAACCAUUCGAAGAACACUCCUCGCCAGAACAGACCGUCAAACCAUCAGAUAUCACACCUACAAAACCCCAACCGGUGCUUUCCAAAACACGUCUUUGGGAACUUCGUCAGAAUCUACACCAAGAGCGCAAAGAACUUGUUUGUGCAAUCAUUGCCUUACAAUAUACCAAAAUUGCGGAUGAUUAUUGGCGGAAAGUACGCGAUUUAACUCGCGAUUUCGCAACUAAUUUACGAAAUUUGAACGGUAGGAUGCAGGAAGGUCUUGAUAUACUUGAUGAGCCCCGAGAAGUAGACACAGAUGACAAGAAGGGAAAACUUACUUUGGAUACCUUGCGGAAUCUCGAAAAAGCACACGAUGUUCUCUUCGAAUGCUACACCAGGAGGCAGUACGAGGGCUAUUAUGCUGCACACACGCAUCUCAGUCAGGCUCUCAAAAGCUACGCCAAGGGCAUAGACGAGGGCGUCUCUUGUGCUUCUCGCGCGUCGAAGAAACCAAACCGAGGUGGAUUAGAGCUGCAUCUUCGCAAUACUCACGAGGAAGAAGAUAUCGCGGAUAACUCGCAUACCGAUAAAGAGCAUUUUGGAGAUGAAGGUACGAACGACCAAGAUGACGUUACGGAAUACCUCCUUAAUCAGACUAAUGCGGGUUCUUUACCCAAACGCGGUGGUGACGAGGUUGUAUUCGAUGGCGAAAAUGUCGAGAAUCUUGCUAUCAUCGAUGAAACGGUCGAUGAUAACUUCUUACCCCCUGAUCAGCCAGAUAGAGCAUCGAAGCGGGCUGGUAAAGAAGUGUUGGAUGAAUUGAUGGGCAUCCUUGGUGUCGAGAGAAAGAAACCAGCAAGUGAGACUAUAUAUAAUGAACAACUCAAUCAUGAGGAAACCCAAGAUAACGAUAACACCAAUGAUGAUGACAAUAAUAUAGAAGAACCCCCAGCUAAUCCUAACGCAGCUAGAGAGGCAGCUCAACGAGCAGUUACUAGUUUUGUAUUUUAGUGCAUGUAAUUUUACAGGUAUAAUAGUACAAUUAUCUGAUCAGACGGAGGUAUGCUAAGAGGAGAGCACCACCACCGGUGAGUAUACCAAUGAUGUACUGCAAGAGCGCCAUCUUUGAGGACUCCAUUUGAGUGCGCACUGCGGCAACUUCACUCUCCAUUCUAGCUGCUACUUCCUUCAAUUUGAGUUCCUGCACGCUAGAUUCAUCCCUAAUACGACCUUUUUCGAGAUUAAGAUCAAGACGUACACCCGCUUGAGUGCGUGUUAUCUCCUCUCGCAAACGUUGUUUGAGCUUUUCUACGUCACCCAUCAAACGCUCAUUCUCGGCUUUUAGAGACGUCAAGUCGCUUUUCUCGUGUAAUUGAAUCUCAGAUUUGAGUGCUGCGAAAAACCUUCUGAGUGUAAUGAUUCCUGUCAUGUUCUGCACGACUAACCAUAUCGGCAGCC
Messenger RNA from Wallemia mellicola CBS 633.66, 2410 nucleotides. RefSeq lists its product as hypothetical. NCBI's taxonomy places the organism in Eukaryota, Fungi, Basidiomycota, Wallemiomycetes, Wallemiales, Wallemiaceae. Bases 41 to 1963 code for a protein of 640 amino acids. The transcript is spliced from 3 exons. The record is from RefSeq and is a predicted model, not a curated record.